CCUGGUGGUGAGGGGUGUUGUCAGGAUGUGCUUGGCAGGUGGGUGGGGCCAGAAUGAACCAAGUGCCUCUCCACACAGUCAGCAAUGCAGACGUGAAGGGAGAGCGGCCGGGCCGCCAGCCUUUUCCCCCCACCCCGUCUCUCUGCUCACAGGAUGGACCCCACAGCUUACGCUGAGCUGUUGAAAGAAUCUGGCAACCAAGUUCUUAAGAACGGGAACUUCUCUCUGGCCAUCAGAAAGUAUGAUGAGGCCAUCCAGAUUCUCCUGCAGUUAUAUCCGUGGGGGGUUCCCCCCAGGGAGCUGGCCGUCCUGCUGUGCAACAAAUCCAGUGCAUUUUACAGCCUCGGGAAAUGGAAUGAGGCCUUUGUGGCGGCCAAGGAAUGUCUCCAGUGGGAUCCAACCUACGUGAAGGGAUACUACCGGGCUGGUUACUCCUUGCUGAGGUUGCUUCAGCCUUACGAAGCUGCUCGAAUGUUUUUCGAGGGUCUGCGACUUCUCCAGGGCAGCCCGGACCAGAUCCAGAUUGCUGAUUUCCUUGUGGGAGUCUUUACCACUAUGGGCAGCGACCCCAUUGUUUUGCAAAGUUUCUUGCCCUGUUUCGAUCAUAUUUUUACUACUGGAUUCUCAACAGAAGUGUGGCAAUCUGUAAUAGAAAAGUUGGCAAAGAAAGGAUUAUGGCACUCGUUCCUACUUCUGUCAGUGAGAAAGGACCGGCUACCCCGAAAUAUCCAUGUCCCAGAGUUAUCACUGAAGAGUCUCUUUGAGAAAUAUGUCUUCAUUGGGCUUUACGAGAAUAUGGAACAGGUGCCCAAGCUAGUGCAGUGGCUCGUCUCCAUCGGUGCGAGUAUCGAGACGAUAGGACCAUACCCUCUUCAUGCCCUCAUGCGGCUCUGUAUCCAAGCAAAGGAAAACCAUCUUUUCAGGUGGUUGAUGGACCACAAGCCCGAGUGGAAAGGCCGCAUCAACCAGAAGGACGGGGAUGGUUGCACUGUUCUCCACAUCGUUGCCGCGGCUCACUACCCAGGAUACCUCAUCAAACGUAAGUGGCGACACCAGGCUGGAGGGGGUGCUGUGGGCUGGAUGACCUCAGGCGUUAGAGAGCCUGACCACACGUUUUUACCCUUUUCCUCCUGGGAUGGGCUCAAGAGGGCUAAACCUUUUGUCGACCUAAGCAUGACUGGGAGGGCAGGCUAUAUGCAGGAAAGAUGCGGGUCAAGGGAAGGAAGAUGGGCUGGGGUCCCCAUGCUCUUUUGGCUUCGAUGGCUUCUGUGGGGUUGAAUGUCUCCGGGAUAUGGGCCUCUGGCUGCCCUGUUCCUUCCCUCAUCACACAGUUACUAUAAGCGCUUUAUUUUAUGCCAAAUCUACGCUAACGAGCCAGACCACAGAAGUGGUCCUGCUUCCUGGCCACUUAGAAUCGAACGCGGGGAUCGCAUCCUCCAUACCUGCCAAGGCCAGACAGGUCACGAGGAAGAGUGAGGCUGGUGCAUGCAAGGAUGAAGUUGGUUCUUUUUUUUUUUUUAAUGUACUUUUUUAAUGUUUAUUUUUGAGACAGAGACAGAGCACGAACGAGGGAGGGCGGGGCAGAGAGAGACACACACACACAGAAUCCGUAACAGGCUCCAGGCUCUGAGCUGUCAGCACAGAGACCGAUGCGGGGCUCGAACCCAUGAACAGUGAGAUCAUGACCUGAGCCGAAGUCGGACACUCAACCGACUGAGCCACCCAGGUGCCCCCUGGAAAGAUAGAUUUUUAAAAAAAUAAGACAACUCAAGAUUAUAAAAUGUCUGCUCAAAAUUAAACGUGCCUGUGGACUAGACGCAGCCUGGAGGGCUCUGGUUGGGGACGUCCCGGGCACUUGUAGUCUUUUUUCCUCAACGUGUCCCAGGGAAGCCCAGCGAGGAUUGUUUCUCUAAUGUCAUCCCCAAAGAACUGCGUCCCAGGAACCCACAUCUGGGGAAACGGAGAAAGGGUGUGCUACAGAUACUGUUUGGAGCUUUAUUGAAAUAUAAUUCAGGUGCCAUAUAAUUCUCCUGUUUCAAGGGUCCGAUUCCCUGUUUUUAGCACAUUCACAGUGUUAUGCAACCGUCACCACGAUCAGUUAUAAAACAUUCUCAUCGUCUCCAAAAGAAACCGCGGAUCCAUCAGCAGUCAUUUUCUAUUUCUCCCUACCUCUCCAGCCCUAAGCAACCACUAACCUACUUUCUGUGCCCGUGGACUUCCCUCUUCCGGACAUCUCAUACAAAUGGAAUCAUACAGUCUCGUGACUGGCUUCUGUCACUGAGCAUGCUCUCGAUGUUCACCUUGUAGCAUGUAUCAGGACUUCAUUCCUUAUUAUUGCCAAAUAAUACCCCGUUGUGUAGGUAAACCACAUCUUAUUUACCCAUUCAUCAGUGGAUGGGCCCGUGUCUUGUUUCCACCCUUCGGCUAUUACGAAUAAUGCUGCUAUGAACUUUUGUGUAUGUGUUUUUGUGUUGGAAUAUAUUUCCAUUUUUCUUAGGUAGAUACCUAGGAGUGGUAUUGCCAGACCAUACGGUAACCAUGUUGAAUCCCUUCAGGAACUGCCACACUGUUUUCCAAAGUGGCUACACCAUUUUAUACUCCCACCAGUAACACACAAAAGUUCUCAUUUUUCUAAAUCCUUGCCGGCACUUGUUAUUGUCUUUUUUGGUGUCCUGUGUAUUUUACUACCUUCUUCUCUUGUCCAGAUCCAGUCCUAUGCUUCCCCAGCCUCCCUUUCUCUUCUCUUUGUCUCUCUGCAGAAGGGGAUCCCUCCCCUCUGUUCCUCUGCCGCCCAUUGUAUCUCUCCCAGUUUGCAGUCACGCACCUAUGGUCCACCAAUUUGUCCUGGUAGGUCCCUGGAGGCAUCUCUGUCACUUUGCUACCCGGGGUCUUGCAGUUCAAAGUCCUUUGGACUCAACACUGCUGUGUUCGAGAGACGAGGGAACUUCGGAUCCACCUACUUCUCCGCCAUGUAGGAUUACUUCCUAUUUUAGUACCUUCUUAAAGGCAAUGGUAUCCUGGAAAAUGUUUGACAAGUGGGUUCUUCAGAAGGAAAAGCCCUGAAUUGUGAUGUUUGCCAAUUUUCUUGGUGUAAAUACACCAAGACUUGGUGCCCCGAGUUUUGUUUUUAAUGUAACCUAUUUAUCGUAAGUUUAUUUAUUUAUUUUUAUAAGUAUGUUUUUUUUUUUAAAUUUUUAAAAUUUAUUUAUUUUUGAGACAGAGAGAGACAGAGCAUGAAUGGGGGAGGGUCAGAGAGAGGGAGACACAGAAUCUGAAACAGGCUCCAGGCUCUGAGCUGUCAGCACAGAGCCCGACGCGGGGCUCGAACUCACGUACCGCAAGAUUGUGACCUGGGCUGAAGUCAGCCGCCCAACCGACUGAGCCACCCAGGCGCCCCUAUUUAUUGUAAGUUUAAAUGACUAUGUUGAUCAACCAUCUUGUAGCAUUUCUAGACAUUCGACUACUGGCCCUUGUGGACUAGGGUGAUCUGGUUCCAGCUAAUGAUAAUUACCCUGGUAAUUUAUGGUUAACGUCUGUGUCUCCAAUCACUGUGCUCUCCUUACACAUCCCUACUCUGAAAAUGCCCCCCCCCCCCAAAAGUAUUUCCAGACAGGACUUUUCAGUUUGCAAAGAAACACAGCUCCAAGUCUCCUGGAAUCCAGGUGGUUUGCGCAGUGUGGGGUAUUUUACAUGCAUGGAGCGCCUCGGGUGCCAACUCUCUGCAUUGAUAACUUGGCAAGCAUUUCCUUUCCUGGGACUUAUACAAGGACUGUCCAGUACAAGCAUAAUGAGAGCCACAUAUAACAUUUUAAAUUUUCUGGUAGUCAUAUGAAAAAGUAAAGGCAAAAGAAGUGAAACUAAUUUUCGUCAUGUAUGUUAUUUAACCCAUCUAUCCGACGUGCGUUAUCCAAUAGAUGUUAUUUAGCCCAUCCAAUAUAUGUUUAUAUAUAUUUAGCCUAUGUAUUUAGCCAAUAUAUAUAGCCUAUAUAUAUAUAGGCCUGUAUACUUAGCCUAUCCAAUAGAUGUUAUUUAGCCCAUCCAAUAUAUGUUUAUAUAUAUUUCCCUAUGUAUUUAGCCAAUAUGUAUAGCCUAUAUAUAUAUAGGCCAGUAUAUUUAGCCUAUCCAAUAGAUGUUAUUUAGCCCAUCCAAUAU
Molecule: messenger RNA, 4152 nt
Organism: Panthera uncia (snow leopard)
Lineage: Eukaryota; Metazoa; Chordata; Mammalia; Carnivora; Felidae
Product: TPR and ankyrin repeat-containing protein 1-like
Exons: 7
Coding region: 154-1278 (374 amino acids)
Molecular function (GO): Hsp90 protein binding
Source: RefSeq, a predicted model, not a curated record